Molecule: messenger RNA, 1290 nt
Organism: Ostertagia ostertagi
Lineage: Eukaryota; Metazoa; Nematoda; Chromadorea; Rhabditida; Trichostrongylidae
Source: the annotation of a GenBank genome assembly
AUGAAAGCUCAUAAUAUAUUUGACAAAAUUACAGGAGUGAUUCGCCUCCUUGACUGGUACAGUAUCCCGGAAGGAUACCUGAUUGUCAUGGAACGACCGUAUCCAUGUGUCGAUAUGUUCGAUUUCAUCAAAGGGCAACAGAAACUCGACGAAGAGAUGGCUCGUUUCCUAUUCCGUCAAAUCGCUCAAACCAUUCAACGAGAUGCUUCACAAAAACGGGUUCUUGCAUCGGGAUUGGAAGCGUCUACAGUACCCUCAGCAGGCGCCCAUAACCAGCUCCUACACCUUUUGAUGCCCCUUCUUUACAAGGCUUACUCAUCGCAAAACGAGAACAAUUCCAUGUUCACCUCUGAAAAACGUGUUUAUGCAAUUAGUAGUGCAGUUUGUCAAUCGGUCACACUUACGUGCAAGAGCUGCUGUUUCCAGGACGAGAACGUGGUCAUCGAUCUUGUCACCGGUGACACAAAGCUGAUCGAUUUCGGUGCUGCCACCGUACUCAAGAAAUCGCACUAUACCGACUUUCAAGGAACUCGCCUGUAUUGUCCGCCGGAGUGGUUCUUGCACUCGCUGUACCUUGGCCGCGAAGCAGCCGUUUGGUCACUCGGAGUACUUCUCUACAAUGCCCUGAACGGUCGAUUGCCUUUCCGAAACGAGAAGGACAUCUGUACUGCUCAUCUCCUCGGACCACUGCCGUUCUUCACUACUGUUUCUUCAGAAGCGAAGGACCUGAUUGCCCGAUGCCUUGCUUUCGACCCGUUCUCAAGAUGUUCCAUCGAAGAAAUCCUCAGACAUCCAUGGGUGACGAGACCGUGCGCUGACUGGUUGACGCUUAGCGCUGCUGCUGGUGACACCAUGAGUGAGAAAGAACCUAAGGAUGACGAACGAGAACACAGUGAAGAACUGGAAGAGAUCGGUGAAGAGGUUGAGAAUCAUGACAAGCAUGACGAUGAUGAUGGUCGCGAAUCAAGCGAAGGUGAAUCCGGUGUCGGCUCGUCUGCGUCCACAUCCACUGGAAAAACGGUAAGAACGCGCUCAAAAUUACAGGUGGUACGAAUCAACGGGACGAACCAUCUGCGGCACCUGUUCGUUUUUCGAAAACGUCUCUUUCUGGCACCACCGAAUUCCGAUGACCUCAAGGCUGUUGUUCACGCGUCAAAAACGAAGUCUGUCUACCAAGAGGGCCCCAAGCCACUCCGGCCGUCUAGAAGAAGACGUGCACAACAGCCAGACUCGGCCGUAUUGAACGCGCUGCGACUCGCAGUGAGUCGCGAUCGACAAAUACGUAACUGA